AUGGCACAGCUGGCACAGCUGGCACAGCUGGCACAGCUGGCGCUGCUGGCGCUGCUGACUCUGGGCGCUGCCGGGGCCGCAGAGCCGCUGGAGAACGAGUCGGAGCCGGGCAAGGGCGGCACGGCCGGGAAACCCUGGAAAGCUCCCGACCUGGAGGAGCUCGACCUGGACACGGCAGGCAGAGGCGCCGAGUGGACGUCGUGGUUCAACAUCGACCAUCCCGGCGGGGAUGGCGACCACGAGAGCCUGGAGGCCAUCAAGUUCUACUACCGGGACCGGGUGUGUGACCGCCCGGUGGCCAUCCAGGCCCGCACCACCGAGUGGGAGCUGCCCGCGGCCGUGGGGCAGGUGGUGCACGCCAGCCCCAAGAGCGGAUUCCGCUGCCUGCACCGCGAGCAGCCGCCCGGCAAGAGCUGCUCCAACUACCACGUGCGGUUCCUGUGCCCGCUGGAGCACAUUUACUGGUCGCACUGGUCCUCGUGGAGCCCCUGCUCGCGCAGCGCCUGCGGCACCAGGGGCACCCAGAGCCGCACCCGGCGCUGCCGCAGCGCCCGCAGCGAGGCCCCGCUCAAGGAGCUCAAGUGCCAGGGCAAGGCCGUGGAGCGCCGGCCCUGCAGCGCCGGGCCCUGCCCAGAGCCCACCUGUACCGAAUGGGGCGCUUGGGGCCCCUGUUCCCGCAGCUGCGGCAGCGCCGGGACGCGCGUCCGGCGCCGGAGCUGCAAAACCGCCAAGAAACCGCCGUGUCCCGGCCGCGCCACCGAGGUGCAGAAAUGUCCCCCUUCGCCCUGCCCAGGCUGCUCCGGGCACGCGCUGCAGGGCACCGUGGUCACCGCCGCCGGGGUGGCACUGCCGGACGCCCGCGUGUUCCUGGAGGGCCGCCCGCCCGUGCUGCUGGCCCGCAGCGAUGCCCAGGGGCGCUUCAGAGCCGCGGGGCUGUGCCUGAGCCCCGCCGCCAACCUCAGCGCCCACCGCSACGGCUUCGCCCCGGGGCUGGCGCCCAUCGUCACCAACGGCUCCGGGGUGGCCGUGGCGCACCUGAGGCUGCUGCGGCUCGAGAAACCCUACAUGGUGCUGCACCCCCAGGCCAAGGUGCGGGAGGUCGGGCAGGACGUGACCUUCUGCUGCGAAGCCUCGGGCACCCCCGCGCCCCAGAAAUACUACUGGUACCACAACGGGACGCUGCUGGAGGGGAAGGCGCAGCGCUCCAGCGGCCGCCUGGCGCUGCGGGGGCUGGCACCGGCGCAGGCCGGCACCUACCACUGCAAAGCCAGCUCCGAGGCGGGCGCCAUCCGCUCGGCGCCGGCACAGCUCACAGUGCUGGCCCAGGGCCAGCAGAGCUGCAGGGCGGAGCCGGAGCCCAGCCUGGUGGAGCUGCCCAGCGAGUGCCCCCAGGACGCCGGCGGCUCCCGCUACUACAACGUGGGGCGCUGCCCGCCGUCCCCGUGCCCCGGCGGCCCCGCCGAGCCCUCGGGCUGCGGGGAGGAGGCGGGGCGGUGCUGCGGGGUGCGGAGGAUGGAGCUGCGGCAGGUGCCGUGCGCCGGCUCCCUGCUGCCCGUCAAGGUGGUGGCCGAGUGCGGCUGCGGGCCCUGUGCCCAGCCCCGGGCGCUGGUGCAGGGCCGGGUGACGGCGGCGGACACCGGGGAGCCGCUGCGCUUCGGGCACAUCUUCCUCGGCGGGAGGAAAGUGGGGUUCACCGGCUACCAGGGCUCCUUCACCAUCGAGGUGCCGCCGGACACGCAGCGCUUGGUCGCUCGCUUCGUGGACGGGCAGCAGCGCUUGGUGGACGCCGUCAGGGUGCUGCCCUUCGACCGGCGCGGCGGUGCAGUCUACCAGGAGGUGAAGAUGCUGCGCAAGAAGGAGCCGGUGGAGCUGGACGGCGGCCGGAGCAACGCCAUCCCGCUGGGAGAGGCCGGCGGCCGGGAGCCCGUCGGGGAGCUCGUCCUGCCCGCCGGCGCCUUCCUGCGGCCCUCGGGSGAGGUCUUCAACGGCACGGUCAAAGCCAGCGUCACCUUCGUGGACCCCCGGGACAUGGCGACAGCCAGCGCCGCCUCCAGCGACCUCAGCUUCGCCAACGCCGAGGGGGAGAUCGUCCCCCUGCGCACCUACGGGAUGUUCGCCGUGGACUUUCGGGAGGGCGAGAGCGGCGCGGCGCUGCAGGCGGGGCCGGUGCAGGUGAGGAUGGACGCGGGGCAGGUGUGGAUGGCGGAGCACCUGCACAAGAUGAAGUUGUGGUCCCUGAACCCCGAGAGCGGCCUGUGGGAGGAGGAGGCGGUGCUGCGGCCGGCGGGAGGCGGCCGGAGGAAGAGGGAGGAGAGGACCUUCCUGGUGGGCAACCUGGAGAUCCGCGAGCGCCGCCUCUUCAACCUGGACGUGCCCGAGGAUCGCCGCUGCUUCGUCAAGGUCCGCGCCUACAGCAACGAGAAAUUCAACCCCUACGAGCAGCUGGAGGGCGUGGUGAUCAGCCUCAUCAACCUGGAGCCGCAGCCCGGCUUCCCCAGCAACCCGCGGGCGUGGGGCCGCUUCGACAGCGUGGUGACCGGGCCCAACGGCGCCUGCCUGCCCGCCUUCUGCGACAGCCGGCGCCCCGACGCCUACACCGCGCUGGUCACCGCCACGCUGGGCGGCGAGGAGCUGGAAGCCGUGGCCUCCAGCCCUAAGCUCAACCCCAACGCCGUGGGGGUKUCGCAGCCCUACCUGGGCAAGCUGGGCUACCGCCGCUCGGACCACGAUGACCCCGCGCUGAAGAAGACGGCGUUCCAGAUCAACGUGGCCAAACCGGACCCCAACAACGUGGACGAGAGCAACGGCCCCGUGUACUCCUACCGGAGCCUGCGGGAGUGCGAGGAGGCGCCGGUCAGCGCCAACCACCUGCGCUUCUACCGUGUGGAGGUGGACAAGUACGAGUACAACGUGGUGCCCUUCAAGGAGAGCGACGUCACCUCCUGGACCGGCGACUACCUGGCGUGGUGGCCCAACCCGCARGAGUUCCGGGCGUGCUUCAUCAAGGUGCAGAUAGAGGGGCCGCAGGAGUACAUGGUGAGGUCGCGCAACGUCGGGGGGAGCCACCCCCGCACCCGGGGGCAGCUCUAUGGGCUGCGGGACAGCCGGAGCGUGCGGGAUCCGCUGCUGGACAACACCUCGGGGGCCUGCGUGGAGUUCAAGUGCGGCGGGAUGCUCUUCGACCAGAGCCUGGUGGACCGGACCCUGGUGUCCAUCAUCCCCCAGGGCAGCUGCCGCCGCACGGCCAUCAACGGCCUCCUGAGGGACUACCUGAGCCGCCACCCGCCGCUGGCCGACAACAACCACACCGGRGCCUUCUCCAUGCUGGCUCCGCUGGAUCCGCUGGGCCACAACUACGGCAUCUACACCGUGACGGACCAGAGCCCGAGGCUGGCCAAGGAAAUCGCCAUCGGCCGCUGCUUCGCCGGCACCUCGGACGGCUUCUCGCGGGAGAUGAGGGCGGGCGAGGGCACGGCCGUCACCUUCAGCUGCCAGGAGCGGCCGCCGGGCAGGGAGAGCUUCUUCCAGCGCCUGCUGAGCGCCCCGGCAGAGGCGCUGGCCGAGAUCCGCAGGGAGAUGGGGAGCAGCGAGCUGCGCCGCGCUCCCCCCGAGGUGAUGGACUUCGCCUCCGGCUCCCGAGCCCCCGGCCCCACGCCCACCCGCCGGACCCCCAGCAGCCAGCGGAGGCCGGGCCGGCCGCGGGGACAGCCCUGAGGACCGCGGGCUCCCCCCGCGCCCCCUCCGCCUCUGCUUUGUCCUCCCCUUUCCCCGUCGCUUUUGCCCGCGCUCAUUUAUAA
Messenger RNA from Malurus melanocephalus (red-backed fairy wren), 3797 nucleotides. It is a transcript of the gene CILP2, whose product is annotated as cartilage intermediate layer protein 2. The transcript has 9 exons. The record is from RefSeq and is a predicted model, not a curated record. NCBI's taxonomy places the organism in Eukaryota, Metazoa, Chordata, Aves, Passeriformes, Maluridae. The coding region runs from base 1 to 3714 and encodes 1237 amino acids.